Messenger RNA from Zingiber officinale, 1585 nucleotides. Its product is annotated as protein ABSCISIC ACID-INSENSITIVE 5-like. Gene Ontology annotation, biological process: positive regulation of DNA-templated transcription. NCBI's taxonomy places the organism in Eukaryota, Viridiplantae, Streptophyta, Magnoliopsida, Zingiberales, Zingiberaceae. The record is from RefSeq and is a predicted model, not a curated record. Gene Ontology annotation, molecular function: DNA-binding transcription factor activity. Gene Ontology annotation, cellular component: nucleus. Bases 112 to 1371 code for a protein of 419 amino acids. The transcript has 4 exons.
UAUCUGUUUGUUAUCUUCUUUUUCUGGUUUGUAAUCUGAACGUGUUAAUUACCUUCGGAACUGGUUCGAUUUUUGUUCGGGUCUUCGAGGUGCUUCCGUUUCCAGGCGGUGAUGCAUACCAUUCUACCUCCAUUAUAUGCAAGCGUCAGAAGCAAUGAAAUCUUUGUCAUCGUUUCUCGCUCAGUGGACAUGGCAUCUCCAACCGAGAUCAGGAACAUGACAGCCGAAGAUGCGGAGGUCACGUCAGAGCACCGGAAACCGGAGCCAAUUCAUCGGCAGCUCUUCUCUGGAGAGGAAGAGGAUCAGAAGGCGACGGCACCACGUGCGUUCGACCUCGAUUUCCCCUUGAUGCGGCAGACAUCCAUCUACUCCCUCACGCUCGACGAGAUCCAAAACGCCGUCUGCGAGCCCGGCAAAACCUUCGGGUCCAUGAACAUGGACGAGUUCCUCACGAACAUCUGGAACGUCGAGGAGGUCCAAGCCACUGCAGCAGUGGGCAACCUUCUUCAGGAUGAUCGCGGAGUUGGUAUGGCGCAGCAGACGCAGCCACUCCGUCGGCAGGGAUCAAUCACUGUCCCUCAGCCUCUUUCGAGGAAGACGGUUGACGAGGUUUGGACGGAGAUCCAUCGAGACGCGGCGCUCCGUCCGCAGCAAGCAGAGAGGGUUCAUCCAGACAGCGACACCGAGAACUCCCCUCGCCAUCCCACCUUUGGUGAGAUGACUCUCGAGGACUUUCUCAUAAAGGCCGGCGUCGUUCGGGAAGGUUACGUCCCGCCAGGAGCCCCACCUCAGCCAGUGGCAGCAGUACCUUCUGCCCUAGUUUCGCAGCAAUACGCGAUGGCUGGGUACAAUGACCAGCAUGGGUUGGGAGCAGCGGCAGGGGGCGUGCCCAGCGCUGGGUACCCGCUAGUUGGGAAUAAUUUUGGCGGGAGGUUGGGGGACGGAUACGGCGCGUCUGGGAUAGGGUUGCCGGCGAGCCCAUUGUCUUCGGAUGGAAUGGGCGGUCAGUUCGACCAUACGGUGGGAGGAUUCAUUGGAGACGUGUUUAGGAACGGCGGCGAUUGUGGAGUAAGGAAGCGACUGGCCGACGGGAUUGCGGUGGACAAGGUGGUGGAGCGGCGGCAGAGAAGGAUGAUAAAAAACCGUGAAUCAGCCGCACGAUCUCGCGCCAGGAAACAGGCUUACACAGUGGAGCUGGAGGCGGAAUUGAACCAGUUGAAAGAAGAGAACGCCCGGCUGAGAGAAAAGCAGCGGAGAGUCAUUGCAAUAAGGAAGCAACUGUUGGUGGAGGCGAUGGCAGAACAGGCGCGGGCAAAUGUGCAGAAGUCGAUGAGGAGUACUCUGCGACGCUGCCGCAGCAGCACUUGGUGAAGAGCUGAAGGUUGUCUGUCUGAUGGACGGAAUUCAUGCGGAUGGCUAUCUAACAGGGAUAUAUAGAUCUCCACGGUUCGAUGUUUCAUGUUUGGUUUAAAUAUGUGAUCAGAUGUAUAAAUCCAUGUACGUGUGUAUCAGCAUUUAAUUUAUCAUGUUUUUUUAGGUUACUUUGUUAAUUAUGGCAUCAGCGUCAAUAAGCGCACAACAGUUA